AGGCAGCCUUCGUGUCUUUGGCCUUGUUCAACAUCCUCUGGUUCCCCUGAACAUUCUCCCCAUGGUCAUCAGCAGCAUCAUGCAGGCAAGUGUCUCCCUCAAACGCCUGAGGAUCUUUCUCUCCCAUGAGGAACUGGAACCUGACAGCAUCGAGCGAUGGCCUGUCAAAGACGGCGGGGGCACGAACAGCAUCACCGUGAGGAAUGCCACAUUCACCUGGGCCAGGAGCGACCCUCCCACGCUGAAUGGCAUCACCCUCUCCAUCCCAGAAGGUGCCUUGGUGGCCGUGGUGGGCCAGGUGUGCUGCGGAAAGUCGUCCCUGCUCUCAGCCCUCUUGGCCGAGAUGGACAAAGUGGAGGGGCACGUGGCUAUCAAGGGCUCCGUGGCCUAUGUGCCACAGCAGGCCUGGAUUCAGAAUGAUUCUCUCUGAGAAAACAUCCUUUUUGGAUGUCAGCUGGAGGAACCGUAUUACAGGUCCGUGAUACAGGCCUGUGCCCUCCUCCCAGACCUGGAAAACCUGCCCAGCGGGGAUCGGACAGAGAUUGGCGAGAAGGGCGUGAACCUGUCUGGGGGCCAGAAGCAGCGCGUGAGCCUGGCCCGGGCCGUGUACUCCAAUGCUGACAUUUACCUCUUCGAUGAUCCCCUCUCACCAGUGGAUGCCCACGUGGGAAAACACAUCUUUGAAAAUGUGAUUGGCCCCAAGGGGAUGCUGAAGAACAAGGUGCCUGCUGGCAGGGCGGGGUUUGGUGUUGGGCCAUCUCACCCUUUGGUUAAGUCAGAACGUGUCUCCUUUAGGAGUCCUUUACUUUCUCUGGCUUUCUUUGUUUUUCACUGGACUUUAAAGAACACAUUUCUCAUGCUUCUCUUGGAAGCCUUCCUAAGACAGCCGUCUUGUACUUGUCUUUAUAGAGGUAAGUCCUCCGUGCAGAGUUAAAUUCAUUGCCUCUGCAUGGCCAAGGGAGGCCUCUCUUCCUGAUUAAGUCACAGGGCUGGCUUCUUAGCGGGGAAUCCCACCCCAAGACAUUGCCUGUGACCUAGCAGGCUGCAUUUUCUUACUUGCAGAGGUGUCUGUGGGUAGAGGGGUCGGAAAAUUGCCACAACACCUUAACAUGAUAGGAAAUAGUUCCUGUGUUCUCUUUAUAGGGUAGUUGUGGUAAUGGGUACACACUGGCUCUUUUUUUUUUCUCCCCCUGAUUUUAUUUUAUUUUAUUUUUUUGAGGUGGAGUUUCGCUAUUGUUGCCCAGGCUGGAGUGCAAUGGCAUGAUCUCGGCUCACUGCAACCUCCGCCUCCCGGGUUCAAGCAAUUCUCCUGCUUUGGCCUCCCAAAUAGCUGGGAUUACAGGUGCCCACCACCACACCUGGCUAACUUUUUGUAUUUUUAGUAGAGUCGAGGUUUCGCCAUGUUGGCCAGGCUGGUCUCGAACUCCUGACCUCAAGUGAUCUGCCCGCCUGGGUCUCCCGCAGUGCUGGGAUUACAGGUGUGAGCCACCACACCCGGCUGUUUCCCCUGAUUUUAAAACUAACAAACACAUCCCCAUGGGGGGAUAUAGAUUAAGAAAAACAUGAAAAAGAAAAAUGGAAGCAGUUACACACAUUCCACUGGUUAGAGGUUUUGUAUUUCUUUCAAGUCUUUUUGCUCUGUGUGUAAACUUUUUAAAUAGGGUUACCUUGUUACACGUAUAUAUACAGGAUACAUUAUGCUACAUGACCUCUUGUAAUCAUUCCCACACAUACCACUUAACUGUCUGUGUAAACAUAUUUUAAAAUAGUACAAAACAUUUUUGAAAAUGACUAAGUAAUACAUGCCCAUUGUAACAAAAUUGAAAAGUACAAGAAUAUGGAUAUAUUCUUAUAACAUAUGCGUGUAUGUGUGUGUGUGUGUGUGUGUGUGCAUGUAUAUAAAGUAAAUAAACCUGGGCACGGUGAGUAAUCCCAACACUUUUGGAGACCUAGACCAGUGGAUCACCUGAGGUCAGGAGUUCGAGACCAGCCUGGCCAACAUGGUGAAACCCCGUCUCUACUAAAAAUACAAAAAUCAGCCAGGUGUGGUGGUGCAUGGCUGUAAUCCCAGCUACUCGGGAAGCUGAGGCAGGAGAAUCUCUUGAACCUGGGACGUGGAGGUUGCAGUGAGCUGAGAUUGCGCCACUGCACUCUAGCCUGGGUAAGAGAGUGAGACUCUGUCUCAGAAAAUAUAUAUAAAUAAAGUAAAUAAAAUAGUCCCUCUUCAUCUUGCAUCCCUAAUCUUUAAUUCUUCUCUUAGAGAGCAAGGGUUAGCAAAUCUGGCCCCCUGCCUGCUUUUUGUAUGGCUCUUGAGCUAAGAAUGAUGUGUGUAUUUUCAAAUAGAAGAAAUCUAAACAGGAAGAAUAUUUUAUGACAUUUGAAAAUUGUAUUAAAUUUAGAUAUCAGUGUCCAUAAAUAAAACUUUAUUGGAACAUGGCCAAUGUAUUUUUUUUCUUUUUUCUUUUUUUUCUGGAGACAGGGUUUUCCUCUGUUGUCCAGGUUGGAGUGCAGUGCCCCCAUAGUCAUGGCAUGGUAGCCUCCAACUCCUCUUCCUGCCUUCUGAGUAGCUCCUGGGACUACAGGCAUGCGCCACCAUGCCUGGCUAAUUUAUUUAUUUAUUUUUUUUAUUUUGUGGAGACAGGUCUCACUAUGUUUCCCAGGCUGGUUUCAAACUCUCGGCCUGAUGGAAUCCUCCUGUUUUGGCCUCCCAAACUGCUGGGAUUACAGGUGUGAGCCACUGCACGUGUCCUGUUCUUUAAAGCAUCAUCUACAGCUACUUCAACUCGGCAGAGCUGAGUUGGUGCCAUGGCAACUGUAAGAUCCAUAAAGCUGAAAAGAUUGACCGUUAGUUGUUUAAGGAAACAUAUGCUGACUUCUAUUAAUAGUUUGAUGAAUGUCUUCCCAAACUUUCAGAUCUGCAGAUAAAAUGUAUGCAUGUGCAUAUACUAUAGUGGUUUUGGGAGUGGCUGACAGCGGGAGUUGUUUUAGAAGUUAAGCCAGGGCUGGGCGCGGUAGCUCAUGCCUGUAGUCCCAGCACUUUUGUAAGCCAAGGCGGAUGGAUCGCUUCAUUUCAGGAGUUCAAGAUGAGCCUGAGCAACAUGAUGAGACCCCUGUCUUGACAAAAAAUACAAAAAUUAUCCGGGCAUGGUGGCACGUAUCUGUAGUCCCAGCUACUUGGGAGGCUGAGGCAGGAGAAUCGUUUGAACCCAGGAAGCAUAGGUUGUGGUGAGCUGAGGUCGCACCACUGCACUCCAGCCUGGGUGACAGAGCGAGACCCUAUCUCAAAAAAAAAACCAAAAAGAAGAAGAAAAAAAUUAAGCCAUUGGGCCGGGUGCAGCAGCUCACACCUGUAAUCCUACAACUUUGGGAGGCCGAGAUGGGCAGAUUGCCUGAGCUCAGGAGUUUGAGACCAGCCUGGGCAACAUGGUGAAACCCCAUCUCUACUAAAAUACAAAAAAAAAAAAAAUCAGCCAGGUGUGGUGGCGGGCGCCUGUAAUCCCAGCUACUCAGGAGGCUGAGGCACGGGAAUUGCUUGAACCCAGGAGGCGGAGGUUGCAGUGAGCCGAGACGGUGCCACUGCACUCCAGCCUGGACAACAAAGUGAAACUCUGUCUCAAAAAAAAAAAGCCAUUGCGUACAAACUGUUUUGCUGUGGCACCAUCCUUUUAUUCCUUUACAUACUUGUAUGGUUCCCUCCCUACCUCUUGUCAUUCAGGUUUUUGUUAAAAAAUAACCUUCCCCAUCACCUUUGUUAAAAUUGUAAAACGCGCACACUUAGUACACCUGUUCCCCUUUUUGCUGCAUUUUUGCCAUUCAGCAAGCACUAUUCUACUAGUGUCCAUUUCUCCUGUGGCCCUGGAAUCUGGGGCAGGGGUCUUUGUUUCCUUCCCCUUCCCCAGCUUUUAGCUCAGCACCUGAGGCAUGGCAGGCCCUUUGCACAUGCAUGUAAAAGGGCCGUGUGCACAGAUUCAGCUGCUCCUGGAUGCUGUUAUCGCAGGUGCAUGUCCCACCUUCAGACCUGAGUUCUGCCCGCCAGGUGUUCGUCAGCUCAUUCCUCCUUUAGUCUUCACUCUGCCAAGCUAGGCAGUGUCACACGCGUGUACUGACGUGGCCGGGUGUCCCCUUUGCCCACAGACGCGGAUCUUGGUCACGCACAGCAUGAGCUACUUGCCGCAGGUGGACAUCAUCAUUGUCAUGAGUGGCGGCAAGAUCUCUGAGAUGGGCUCCUACCAGGAGCUGCUGGCCCGAGACGGCGCCUUCGCUGAGUCCCUGCAUACCUAUGCCAGCACAGAGCAGGAGCAGGACCCAGAGGAGAACGGUAGAGGCAGCCCCAGGGUUCCACCCGCUCGGGGUGUCUGGCACCUUGAAGGGCCACACUGGCCUCUUUGAGGUUGCCACCAGCCACUCGGGGAAGGCGGCUCAUCAGGGCAUGAGGGUGGGAGCUGGAUGGAGCCCCCCAAAGAAGCAACGUGGAAAACCACCUUAGUCCCUGCAGCGCUGAACUGGGAGAGAGUCUCGGUGCUUUAUGGCCAGGGGACAGGAGCACCAGGCUUCAGCUCAGCUGACCUCAGGGCAGGGUCUAGCACCUUCCUGGAACAUGACCUAGGACCUGAUGAGUUUCAGGGUCCUUAUGGCAAAAAUGGGAAGGAUGGUAAUUAAAGUCCUGGCUGUUGGGGCUGAGAGAAACUGAGGACAUACGUGAGACAAGAGAUGUGAGAGUUGUGAGGUGAAGCACGGAGUUAAGCUGGCAGGCUCAGGUUGGUGACGUCUGGGUUCAAUCCCCGGCCGCUCAUCUCCCCAGCUAUGUGACCUCAGGCCUGCCCUUCAGACCCAUCUGAGCUUCACUUCCCUCCCUCAUAAAGCAGUUCAGCAGGGCCAGACGUGGUGGUUCCCAACACUUGUUAUCCUAACACACAGAGAGGCUGAGGUGGGAGGAUCGCUCCAGCAAUCCCCGAUUCCCGGGGGGCCGCAUCAGGAAAAUUCACAUCCCACCCCGACAAAGCCCGGCCGCCCUUCCCGGCCCCCCCAGAGACCACUGUGGUCGUGAACUCCAGGGCUGGGCUCCUCCAGAGACCACUGCGGUUGUGAACUCCAGGGCUGGGGACCCCCAGAGACCACUGCGGUUGUGAACUCCAGGGCUGGCAUCCCCCGGAGACCACUGAGGUCGUGAACUCCAGGGCUGGGGACCCCCAGAGACCACUGCGGUGGUGAACUCCAGGGCUGCGGACCCCCGGAGACCACUGCGGUUGUGAACUCCAGGGCUGGGGUCCCCCAGAGACCACUGCGGUCGUGAACUCCAGGGCUGGGGUCCCCCAGAGACCACUGCAAUUGUGAACUCCAGGGCUGGGGUCCCCCAGAGACCACUGAGGUCGUGAACUCCAGGGCUGGGGUCCCCCGGAGACCACUGCGGUGGUGAACUAGGGAACACUGGCCCGGCACAAACCCCGGAAAAAUCCAGCAUCGGAACUGGGGUUCACGACCCUGCAGUUCUAGUCCAGCGAGGGCUGCGGGGGGUUCUGCCUGCAUGGGGCUAUGGUUGUUUCUCAGCAACAUAAGGGUGUCCGGGGCACUCACCCUGGAAGUGCUUGGCCGCUGCCUCCCGGAGCGAGAAGAAGAUGUCACACAUGACGGUCGGGCAGCUCACCCCAGACUCAGUGAUGGCGCAGAAGACGCGGUCCACGUACUGCCGUAGGUUCUCCUGCAACAGGACACGGCACUGGGACCCACUACCGAGGCUGCCUGCAGGUGCGUGUAGCACCAGGGCAUGCCCAGGGAGGGGCACGUGGGGAGGGGUUGAGGGUGGGUGCAGGGCAGCUGCGGCAGCGAGACACGUGUGAACAGCCACUCCCUGGAAAUCUGUGCUGGGAGCUGUGGCGAUUCACGUGUGAAGAUCACUACACGGGCACCACGUCGGCUCCCUGGCUCGGCCCCGACCUCGUUUACUGAGUGGGGAAUGGACACUCACCAGAAUGUGCCUGCCCAAGGCAAGAGCUCUGUCUUGUCAUUUACAUACAGAGAUGACCAAACAGCACGCUCUGCAGGAAGUAUCAUGUGAAGUGACUAAAAUGUUGGAGCAAGUUCAA
This is a messenger RNA of Pongo pygmaeus (Bornean orangutan), 6083 nucleotides long. Its product is annotated as multidrug resistance-associated protein 1-like. Gene Ontology annotation, biological process: glutathione transmembrane transport; xenobiotic transport. The coding region runs from base 62 to 430 and encodes 122 amino acids. The record is from RefSeq and is a predicted model, not a curated record. Gene Ontology annotation, molecular function: ATP binding; glutathione transmembrane transporter activity; ABC-type xenobiotic transporter activity. The transcript has 6 exons. Gene Ontology annotation, cellular component: basolateral plasma membrane. Lineage: Eukaryota; Metazoa; Chordata; Mammalia; Primates; Hominidae.